AUGGUGGACGCGGCAAAGGCAGAGAAGUUUCUGGACGCCAACCCGGACUUUGCCAAACAGUACUACGACCAAAACUUCCGACCCAAGGUCAUCUCCAACCUGCUGGACGGCGGUCGCCGCGUGGCGGUCGACCAGAAGCAGUACCACGCGCUCAGCACGGUGGAGGAGAGCGAGAUCAUGUUCGACCUGAUGCGCGACAUCCAGGACAACAUCCAGAUGGAGAAGUCUGUGUUCAACCUGAUGAAACACCUGUGCUUCAUGAUGAGGGCCGACCGCAUGAGUCUCUUCAUGUACCGCCAGCGGAACGGAGUCGCUGAGCUCGCCACGAGGUUGUUCAAUGUGGGCAAGGACUCCACCCUGGAGGAGUGUCUGGUGCAGCCCGACAGCGAGAUCGUCUACCCCCUGGACAUCGGCAUCGUGGGCCAUGUCGCCACCACCAAGAAGAUGACCAACAUCCCAGACGUUACCCAGAAUCCCCACUACAGUGAGUUUGUGGACACACUGACAGAGUACCAGACACGCAACCUGCUGGCCAUCCCAAUCAUGAACGGUAAAGACAUGGUGGCGGUCAUGAUGGCUGUCAAUAAGGUGGACGGCCCGCACUUCGACGCCAAGGACGAAGAGACCUUGAACAAGUACCUGAACUUUGCUAACCUGGUCCUCAGAGUGUUUCAUCUCAGCUACCUGCACAACUGUGAGACCAGGAGAGGCCAGGUGUUGCUGUGGUCCGCCAGCAAGGUGUUUGAGGAGCUGACUGACAUCGAGAGACAGUUCCACAAAGCCCUCUACACGGUCCGCGCUUUCCUCAACUGUGAUCGCUACUCUGUAGGACUACUGGACAUGACCAAGACCAAGGAGUUCUUUGACCUGUGGCCGGUCUUGAUGGGCGAGGUUCCACCGUACGAUGGACCCAAGACACCAGAUGGCAGGGAAAUUAUCUUCUACAAAGUCAUUGACUACAUCCUCCACGGGAAAGAAGACAUCAAAGUCAUUCCGACCCCCACACCAGACCACUGGGCCCUGAUCAGUGGCCUGCCCACCUACGUAGCAGAGAACGGACUGAUCUGUAACAUCAUGAAUGCGGGUCAAGAUGAUUUCUUCCAGUUCCAGAAAGAGCCCCUGGACGACUCCGGUUGGACCAUUAAGAACGUCCUGUCUCUGCCAAUCGUCAACAAGAAGGAGGAGAUAGUGGGCGUGGCCACGUUCUACAACAGGAAGGACGGAAAACCGUUUGAUGAACAGGAUGAAACGCUCAUGGAGUCUCUGACCCAGUUCCUUGGCUGGUCGGUUCUGAACACCGACACGUAUGACAAGAUGAACAAGCUGGAGAACCGUAAGGACAUCUUCGCGGACAUGGUCAUGUACCACAUCAAGUGCCGCAAGGACGAGAUCCAGAGAGUACUGAACACCAGGGAGAGGUGGGGGAAGGAACCAGAUGAAUGUGAAGAAGAAGAGCUACAAGAAAUUUUGACUGAAAUUCUUCCCAACACCAAGAAGUCUGAGAUCCUGGAGUUCCAUUUCUGUGACUUUGAGCACAGUGAGCUGGAUUUGGUCAAGUGUGGCAUCAAGAUGUACUACGAACUCAAAGUGGUGGAUAAGUUCCACGUCCCCCGAGAGGUGCUGGUGCGCUUCAUGUACUCCCUCAGUAAGGGUUACCGGAGUAUCACCUACCACAACUGGAGACACGGCUUCAACGUGGGACAGACCAUGUUUACCCUGCUGAUGACAGGAGACCUGAAGCGUUACUACACAGACCUUGAGUGCAUGGCGAUGGUGACUGCUGGCUUCUGCCACGACAUUGACCACCGCGGAACAAACAACCUCUACCAGAUGAAGUCUGGCAACCCCCUCGCUAAGCUUCAUGGAACUUCCAUCUUGGAGAGACACCAUCUGGACACUGGCAAGACCCUGCUGCGAGAUGAAACUCUGAACAUCUACCAGAAUCUGAACCGUCGUCAGCACGACCUGGUCAUCCACCUGAUGGACAUUGCCAUCAUCGCCACUGACCUGGCGCUCUACUUCAAGAAGAGGACUAUGUUCCAGAAGAUCGUGGAUCAGUCCAAGACCUACGAGAGCUGGAACGACUGGACCAAGUACAUGAUGCUGGAGACCACACGCAAGGAGAUUGUCAUGGCGAUGAUGAUGACAGCGUGUGACUUGUCUGCCAUCGCUAAACCCUGGGAGAUCCAGAGCAAGGUGGCGCUGGCCGUGGCUGCAGAGUUCUGGGAGCAGGGAGAUCUGGAGAGAACCGUUCUGGAACAGAAUCCUAUUCCCAUGAUGGACAGGACCAAGUCUGCAGAUCUUCCUAAAAUGCAGUGUGGUUUCAUCGACUUUGUCUGUGCAUUCGUCUACAAGGAGUUCAGCCGCUUCCACGUUGAGAUCACUCCCAUGCUGGAGCGCCUGCUGAACAACAGGAAGGAGUGGAACGCCCUGAAGGAGGUGCACGAGGCCAAGCUGGCCGUCAUAGAGGAGGCCAACAAGGCCAAGGAGGAGGCGGCCCAGAAAGGUUCUGCCGCCAAGCAAGCCGGUGCUGCCGAGGGUUCACAAUCCAAGACGUGCAUUCUGAGCUAGAGAGAGAGGGAGAGAUUCCUGACCUAGUCCUCCAGCCUGCGAUCCACCCUGCUAAACACCUGCUAACAAGACCAUCCCCCCCUCAUCCAUCUCCCUCUCUCAAUAUGAAGUUAGACACAUCUAUCCUUUCAUCACGUGUUCUGCUAACUUAACUUUGUGGCAGCGUCCUCAGAACUCAUUAGCCGGACUGCAGAAAGCCAUCAAUUCCACUCCACGUCUUGAUCCUGUUCAACUUUACAUUUCCCAGCCGUGGUUGGAGACAAAGUACUUGAUGGGCUCUGGAAUAGAAUCUCUAUCACGCUUCAAAGGCAACAUGAAAUGGAAUUGAGACAAUCUUGCUCUUUGUAAGUAGUUGCAUGGAAAUACACUUUAGCCCAAAGAGCCUUCACCUGAGACUCAAACCACCUAAAGACUAGAUUAUGUAGGCCUAUAUAGGGGGACUAGAAAUGUUGGAGGGGUGAGAUCAUUCAGGUUUAAAUUGGCAGGUGUGGGAGAACCUAGGGCUUAGUCUCACUCUAGAGCUGGCCCCAUCAGUGUUGCGAUUGGUUGAAAUGUUCCAUUCCAGUCGACUACUUUAGCUAACUUUGUUGGUGAUGGAGUAUGAGUAGAUGAUCAAGGGCAAGUCGUUUUCCAUUUCAUGUCAUCUUUAAAGUCUCCCUUCACCCUGCAUAUAAAUAACAAUAAACAUUAGGUCUAUAAAUAACGAUAGAUAUCUAUGAAUAACUUCUACAUAUGUCUACACCGCUAGAAAUAUAUCCUUGAUCAGAAGGAGACACAGAUUAUGAACAUGCAACACUGCAGGAAGUAAGUCUGUUUGAUCGCUGUGAUUUUUAAUCCCUAACUCCAAAACACCCGUUAGAAAUCUGCAGGGUUUGGCUUGUUGAAAAAACACUGUCGCUUUCCAGAUGCAACAAAUCGGAGCGACUACGCCUGAAUAACUAAACACAAAUUGAAUAAAUUGAGCGCAAAGUUUCUCGUUCACAGUUGAGCGAGUCGCAGAAUUCAACACAGUCUCGGGUGUUUCCAAGCCCUAUAACUGUCACAGCUAAUAUGCGCUCUCGAUGAAGGACUACGGUAAUAUUAUGAGUUAGGAUGCUGGAGUAAUAUGUAUGAUGCACAGGCUGUCUCUGUAUUAUUCUGGUGCAUCGCUUAAUGCUCUGGUUGUUACUAGGGAAUAAGUCAACGCAGAAUCAAUUAAUGAAAUACUAUUUGUUUUUCCUUUUUAGUGUUUUUGGUGUAACCACAUAGAUUUCACUUGUGUGAGCAAUAGGUCAGACCAGAAAGCUAAAUUAUACAGACAGAGUGUGAAUUCAUUAUGUUUAAUUGUUGUUUUACUUAUUUUGUGGCAUUUAGAUCUUACAGUAAACUGUCGUGAAGGCUUUUUAGAAAACACUGUUACAUUGCAUGUCAACAUACAAUGUGUUGCACUUUAUCAGGUCCUGAUAUGAGUUUGCGCCCAAAUGUACAAAGUAGUGACAAAUUAGUUUGUUUCUCCGUACGUUGCGUCAGCCGGGUGUCAUGUUGAGCCAUUGCAAUAGCAACAUGGGAGUGUCCACUCAGAUCUGAUAUUGACAGAUCAACUCCAAGCUUAGCAGUUGUUACAAUCCACCAGUAAAUUCCUUCCAGCUGGUCAGAAACUCCCACCAUGUGAUUUCAUAAAGGGAUGGAUUUCGGCUCGUCGACAUGCCUACUGAUGUUCACAUCGCGGGGGGGGCCUCUAACAUGUGGAUGGAGGAGCAUUUCUAGUGAAUAAACGAUAACACCUGUACCACCUCUAGUCUGCUGACAUCUUCUUAAAGAACCCCACUCAGCCGAUAAUAAAGGAGUA
This is a messenger RNA of Gadus chalcogrammus (walleye pollock), 4399 nucleotides long. RefSeq names its product phosphodiesterase 6A, cGMP-specific, rod, alpha (gene pde6a). NCBI's taxonomy places the organism in Eukaryota, Metazoa, Chordata, Actinopteri, Gadiformes, Gadidae. Gene Ontology annotation, molecular function: 3',5'-cyclic-nucleotide phosphodiesterase activity; protein binding. The transcript is spliced from 23 exons. The record is from RefSeq and is a predicted model, not a curated record. Bases 1 to 2571 code for a protein of 856 amino acids. Gene Ontology annotation, biological process: signal transduction.